AUGGCGACUCACAUGUCGAGGUGCAGGAGCUGGAGUCGGCUUCAGAGGUUUGGGAUUGCAGCUUACAGAAAGUACAGCAGUGGUGGAGGAUAUCCAAAUGUGUCCCUAUCUACACCGCUACCUGGAAUCCCAAAACCACUGUUUGCAUCCGUGGACGGCCAGGAAAAAUACGAGACAAAGAUCACAACUCUAGAAAACGGCCUCAAAGUUGCUUCUCAAAACAAGUUUGGCGAAUUCUGCACUGUUGGAAUUUUGAUAAAUUCUGGAUCUAGACAUGAAGCAAAAUAUCCAAGUGGAAUAGCACACUUUUUAGAAAAACUCGCUUUUUCUUCCACAGCUCAGUAUGGGAGCAAAGAUGAAAUCCUUCUCACACUGGAAAAACAUGGGGGCAUAUGUGACUGCCAAACAUCAAGAGACACGACCAUGUAUGCAGUAUCUGCUGAGGUCAAAGGUCUGGACACUGUAGUCAGUCUUCUGUCUGAUGCUGUCCUGCAGCCUCGCCUGCUGGACGAAGAGGUUGAGAUGACCCGGAUGGCCGUGCGCUUUGAGUUAGAGGAUUUAAACAUGAGGCCGGACCCCGAGCCUUUACUCACUGAGAUGAUCCAUGCUGCUGCGUAUCGGGGGAACACAGUCGGACUUCCUCGCUUCUGUCCUGCAGAGAACGUGGAAAAGAUAGACAAGAAAGUACUUCACAGCUAUCUGCAUAACUACUACUGCCCUGAGCGCAUGGUGCUGGCAGGCGUGGGCGUCGAGCAUGAGCAGCUGGUCGAAUGUGCCCGGAAGUAUCUGCUGGACGUGAGGCCGGUUUGGGGGACGAGUUCGGCCGCUGAUGUGGACCUCUCUGUAGCGCAGUACACCGGUGGCUUCGUUAAGAUGGAGAAAGACAUGUCUGACGUGAGCCUGGGCCCCACACCCAUCCCAGAACUCACCCACAUCAUGAUAGGCUUGGAGAGCUGCUCCUUCCUGGAGGAGGACUUCAUCCCCUUUGCUGUGCUGAACAUGAUGAUGGGUGGAGGGGGUUCCUUCUCUGCAGGAGGACCGGGGAAAGGCAUGUUCACUCGCUUGUACCUGAACGUCCUCAACAGACAUCACUGGAUGUACAACGCCACCUCCUACCAUCACAGCUACGAGGACAGUGGGCUGCUGUGCAUCCACGCGAGCGCAGACCCCAGACAGGUGCGAGAGAUGGUGGAAAUUAUAACCAGAGAGUUCAUUCAGAUGGGCGGGAGUGCAGGAGAGAUGGAGCUGGAGAGAGCCAAAACUCAGCUAAAGUCCAUGUUGAUGAUGAAUCUAGAGUCUCGUCCUGUUAUAUUUGAAGACGUUGGACGCCAAGUUCUGUCCACGGGAAAGAGAAAGCUCCCCCAUGAGCUCUGUGACCUCAUCAGCAGCGUGACGGCCAGCGACAUUAAGAGAGUGACCACCAAGAUGCUGAGAAGUAAACCUGCAGUGGCUGCUCUCGGGGAGCUGACAGAGCUGCCCACGUACGAACACAUCCAGGCGGCGUUGUCAAGCAAGGACGGACGCCUGCCUCGCGUCUACCGCCUCUUCAGAUAGAUCCUCCCGGCAUGGCUCAGGACCUGCUGUAAAUAAGCCCCCCACUGGAAGAUUACACUAGCAUUUCCUCCCAAACUCAGAAAUCUACACGGCUAGGUCUGGGAGAGGACUGAUACCUGGUCUCUGACAUGCGCCUCUGACAGAAAAGAGGAGUUUUGUUUUUUAAGAAGUUCUUUCUACAGCACAGCAACCUCAGCUGGAUGAUCUAUUUAUUGGGCAGAAAGCCAUAAAUCUCCACCUGUUUGGUUUUAAAUGGACGGUUUUCCCCAAAACAAAAAACACUUAGCUGUUUGUUGAUAAGUAAAUGUUACGCUGUGACUCCUCAUUUAGUCGGUUAUGGUUAGAUAUUAAUGUUGGACUUUUUAUCGUACCUUCAUCUAUUCUCCUUCAAAGUGAGCAAACUAAAACCUUCUGAGGCUGAAGUAUCUAAACCCAUUUUAGAAUACAUUUAAAAACAAACCAGUCCAGAUGAAGAGUGUUUGUAUAAAUAAAGUUACUGGAACUUUCUUUUAUGGUGGUUAUUUAAUUUAGUUUGAACUACAUAGACUGAAGGCAAAAAAUAGAAAUAUAUUAAAUUAUUGGCUGGAGGAUUAAUUCAAUUAGACUGACUCAGUGUUUGUGAUUUGCUAAUGGGCUCCCAGUCUAAAACUUUCAGUGAAAUCUGUGACAAACAGCCAGUUUUAUCGGUUAUAUCACAUUUGAAUGGUUUUUAAUUGGUUUUAGGGAAGAUGCUUUGGUUCAAACAGUUUAAUAUCUAUCUAUAUAUAUGUAUAUAUUAGAUGAUGGAACAUUUUCCGCUUUCUAGUUAAUUAAAGGAACAGACUAGACUACAGCUUUAUUCUUGACCCGUCUGCUCCGUUUUAUGCUCAUGAUAUAGAUGCUGUUUUUUAUGUUCUCAAAUAAACCUCUGAGGAUGUUGUAGGACAGUAGGGUUCUGAUAGACAGGCUUUUAAAGGCAGUUGGCUGUACAUGAUUUAAUUUUAGGUUAUACAAGUAGACUUCUU
Messenger RNA from Cyprinodon tularosa, 2558 nucleotides. RefSeq names its product peptidase, mitochondrial processing subunit alpha (gene pmpca). The transcript has 13 exons. Gene Ontology annotation, cellular component: mitochondrion. Lineage: Eukaryota; Metazoa; Chordata; Actinopteri; Cyprinodontiformes; Cyprinodontidae. The record is from RefSeq and is a predicted model, not a curated record. Gene Ontology annotation, molecular function: metal ion binding; metalloendopeptidase activity. Bases 1 to 1554 code for a protein of 517 amino acids.